AGGCAGCCUACGACGCCGCCCUGGAGCUCCUGGGUCGCCAGGAGGCAGGACUGGCACUGCCCCGGCUGGAGGAGGCCCUGCAGGAGAGCCUGGCUGAGCUGGAGAGCUGCCGGGCUGGCUGCGAGGGGUCUGAGGAGCUGCAGGGCGCGGAAGAGGAGGAGGAGGGGGCUGGCAGCCCCAGGGGGCUUUACGAGGCCAUCGCAGGGCACUGGGUGCGCGUCCUGCAGUGCCGACAGCGCUGCGUUGGGGAAACGGCCACACGUCCUGGCCGCAGCUUCCCUGUUCCUGACUUCCUUCCUGGCCAGCUGAGGUGGCUGCACGAGGCCCAUGCCCAGGUGGGAAAUCUGUCCCAGGCUGUGGAGAAUGUCCUGAGUGUCCUGCUCUUCUACCCGGAGGACGAGGCUGCCAAGGAGGCCCUGAGCCAGUACCAGGCCCAGCUGGGAGAGCCAAGACCCGGCCUGGGGCCGAGGGAGGACAUCCAGCGCUUCGUCCUUCGGUCCCUGGGGGAGAAGAGACAGCUCUACUACGCCAUGGAGCACCUGGGGACCGGCUUCAAGGACCCUGAUCCCUGGACCCCUGCCGUUCUCAUCCCUGAGGCCCUUCGAGAAGAGCUCAGAGAGGAUCACGAGAAGAGGACUUGGGACCAUGAGCCUCCACAGCCGAAGCCCUUGAUCUACUGGAAGGACGUCCUCCUCCUGGAAGGAGUGACUCUGACCCAGGAUGCCAGGCAGCUGAAUGGGUCGGAGCGGGCCGUGUUGGACGGACUGCUCACCCCAGAUGAGUGUGGGGUCCUGCUGCAGCUGGCCAAGGAUGCAGCUGGGGCUGGAGCCAGGUCUGGCUAUCGUGGCCGCCGCUCCCCUCACACCCCCCAUGAGCGCUUCGAGGGGCUCACGGUGCUCAAGGCUGCACAGCUGGCCCAGGCCGGGACCGUGGGCAGCCAGGGCGCCAGGCUGCUCCUGGAGGCAGGCGAGCGCGUGCGGGCCUUGACCCAGGCCUACUUCUCCCCGGAGCGGCCCCUGCAUCUCUCCUUCACCCACCUGGUGUGCCGGAGUGCCAUCGAAGGGGAGCAGGAGCAGCGCAUGGACCUGAGUCACCCAGUGCACGCAGACAACUGCGUCCUCGACCCGGACACGGGAGAGUGCUGGCGGGAGCCCCCAGCCUACACUUACCGGGACUACAGUGGACUCCUCUACCUCAAUGAUGACUUCCAGGGCGGGGACCUAUUCUUCACAGAGCCUGACGCUCUCACCGUCACGGCUCAGGUCCACCCUCGCUGCGGACGCCUCGUGGCCUUCAGCUCUGGUGGGGAGAAUCCCCAUGGUGUGUGGGCCGUGACCCGGGGACGGCGCUGCGCCCUGGCACUGUGGCACACGUGGGCAGCUGAGCACAGGGAACAGGCGUAG
Messenger RNA from Carlito syrichta (Philippine tarsier), 1403 nucleotides. RefSeq names its product prolyl 3-hydroxylase 3 (gene P3H3). The transcript has 13 exons. Gene Ontology annotation, biological process: collagen metabolic process. Gene Ontology annotation, cellular component: endoplasmic reticulum. Gene Ontology annotation, molecular function: L-ascorbic acid binding; iron ion binding; procollagen-proline 3-dioxygenase activity. Bases 531 to 1403 code for a protein of 290 amino acids. The record is from RefSeq and is a predicted model, not a curated record. Lineage: Eukaryota; Metazoa; Chordata; Mammalia; Primates; Tarsiidae.